CUUCUUCAAAAUGGGUCGACCCACCGAUGUGGAGACACCCAACACCAAGAAGAAUGAACAAACGGCUGCUUCCAAGAAAGUCAUCAAAGCAAAAGAAUGUGCCAUCAAGCCCAAAGCCCCUGCGGUGGAUUCACCAGCAGCUACCACCCCUAAAGAGAAGAACAGUGAAGAACAGAGCAAGAAGACGGCCACCUCGCUGAUCCUGUUUGAAGAAGUGGAUGUUAUUUUCGACGAUGACUCAGGGUUUCUAGCUGCCAUCAAGACUUUUAUGACGACUACAAAGCGGCCAGUUAUCCUCACCACCAGCGAUCCUGCUUUCAGCUCCAUGUUCGAUGGCGACUUUGAAGAGAUCAUUUUCAAAACACCCUCAAUGUUGGAUGCGAGCAGCUUCCUGCAGCUGUUGUGUCUGACGGAGGAUGUGAGGACAGACGUCCCGGACAUCAGCGCUCUGCUCAGACUCAACGGAUGCGACAUCAGGCAGAGUUUACUGCAGCUGCAGUUCUGGAUGCGCAGCGCAGGAGGCCGCCACCUGACCAGGCCACUGACACACACUGGCAAAAGUGAGCUAAAGCCAGAGGCUGAUGAAGAGGCGGCAGGCGUGACUCUCCCUCCCUGUGAAAGCGGCUGCACAGAGAGCAUGCUGGGUCUUCUGAAUGUGGAGCCUGAGCGAGACAUGUGGGAGCUGCUCAGGGUCCGGGCGAGGAGACGUUACGCUGGGAGCUUCUGA
Messenger RNA from Trematomus bernacchii (emerald rockcod), 727 nucleotides. Its product is annotated as ATPase family AAA domain-containing protein 5-like. Bases 11 to 727 code for a protein of 238 amino acids. The transcript is spliced from 6 exons. Gene Ontology annotation, molecular function: DNA binding; DNA clamp unloader activity. Gene Ontology annotation, cellular component: nucleus. The record is from RefSeq and is a predicted model, not a curated record. NCBI's taxonomy places the organism in Eukaryota, Metazoa, Chordata, Actinopteri, Perciformes, Nototheniidae.